UAAAAAAUUUUUGCAGUGCGACUAGUAUGGCUAUCGAUAAACAGUGAAGUCUACAAGCCAUUGCGGUAGAAGUGAUUUGCAUUUGCUAAUCUUUUUUGUGUAUCAGCUGUUUUUCUACGUUAAAGAAGGUUUUGCGUUUGGCCUGUAUGGCCAGGUAUCCUCAGUUUAUUAGCUUCUAUAAUUUUGCUUGAAAUUUGUUUUCCGUACGAAAAUUUUGGUAUAAGAACGCGCGUUGGAAAACACGGCUAUUAUUCCACUUCCGAAUUAUUUUAGAGUUCAGAAAUUUGUAGGAUGGAGCGAAACUCUCACUGAUGUCAUUAAAAUAACGUUAAAUCGUGGACGUUAGUUACCAAAUGUACUUUUUGUAAACUCAGUGAAAGUACGAGGAAUGUCAGACUUUUCGGCGUUAAAAUUUUACACAAACUAAGAACUGAGCGUGGUUAGUCUUGGCCUCGUUAACUACUGUUUUUCGAACACGCUUCAAGACGGGUUUCACCGACUAGUUGCCAAGUAGUACCAUUUAGCGUUGAACACUGUUUUAUAACACUAUAAAUAUGGCGAGGAAAGCAGAAUGGGAAGCUAACGAAGAGUUAGAAUAUUUUCGAGAAUAUCUGCGCAUUCCAAGUGUACAUCCAGAUCCUGAUUAUAAACCAUGUGUGACUUUCCUAAAACAACAAGCCAAGCUACUAGGUCUUCCAAUUCAAGUACACUAUCCAGUUAAUGAUCGCAAUCCGGCAGUGAUAUUAACAUGGCUUGGCAAGGAACCCUCAUUGCCAUCCAUACUUUUGCACUCACACAUGGAUGUAGUGCCUGUAUUUCCGGAUAAUUGGUCCCACCCGCCAUUUGGCGCUGAAAUAGAUGAUGAGGGUCGGAUAUUUGCACGCGGCACACAAGAUAUGAAAUGUGUUGGUAUGCAAUAUCUGGGUGCAAUACGGGCUCUCAAGAAGAGCGGUGCAAAAUUUAAGCGUACAAUACACAUAUCGUUUAUCGCAGAUGAGGAAAUGGGUGGUCGCUAUGGCAUGCGUCCAUUUGUACACACCGCCGAGUUUAAGAAUUUAAAUGUUGGAUUUUCCCUCGAUGAGGGUCUGGCAUCACCCACCGAGGAGCUGCCGGUAUUCUAUGCCGAACGUAGCGUGUGGCGUAUAUAUUUUCAGAUUUCGGGCACAGCUGGACAUGGUUCAUUACUCUUGAAGAAUACAGCUGGUGAGAAACUGAAUUAUAUUGUCAACAAAAUGAUGCAUAUGCGUGCGCAAGAGCUCCGAAAAUUGGAAAAUAAUCCUGUUUUGACCAUCGGUGAUGUCACCACCAUCAAUUUAACACGUGCUGGUGGUGGAGUACAAAGUAAUGUUGUACCGCCAUCGCUGAUGGUUUGCUUCGAUGUGCGUUUGGCGAUUGACGUGGAUCAGCAUGAGUUUGAAAAUAAGCUUCAUCAAUGGUGCGCAGAUGUUGGCGGUGGUAUUGAACUUGAAUAUGAGCAAAAACGUCCACGCGUCGCGCCGACAGCCACGGAUAAAAGUAAUCCAUUUUGGGUUGCUUUUAAAAGCGCAGCGGAUGAGCUGGGCUUAAAAAUUUCGAAACAAAUCUUUGCCGGUGGCACUGAUAGUCGUUAUAUAAGAGAAGUUGGUAUACCAGCUUUAGGUUUUUCGCCUAUGAAUAACACACCAGUACUAUUACACGAUCACGAUGAAUUCAUAAAAGCAGAUACUUAUUUACGUGGUAUUGAGAUUUAUAAGAAAAUUAUACCAAAAUUAGCUGAAGCUUGAGUUACUUUUACUAUUAUGUGUUUAUGUAUAUAAAGUGUAUUACGAGUAUUUACUUGAA
This is a messenger RNA of Ceratitis capitata (Mediterranean fruit fly), 1821 nucleotides long. Its product is annotated as aminoacylase-1B. The coding region runs from base 555 to 1763 and encodes 402 amino acids. The record is from RefSeq and is a predicted model, not a curated record. Gene Ontology annotation, molecular function: aminoacylase activity. Gene Ontology annotation, biological process: amino acid metabolic process. The transcript has 8 exons. Gene Ontology annotation, cellular component: cytoplasm. NCBI's taxonomy places the organism in Eukaryota, Metazoa, Arthropoda, Insecta, Diptera, Tephritidae.